AAGCACUACUAAAAAUAGAGGUCUCUCUUCUUCUCCCUCAUUUCGCAGGUCGCCACCACGUCUUCGUCCUCCUCCCCUCCCGGCCAUUUCUCCACGAGGCAACACGCGCGAACGACCCUCCCGAGACGCAGAAUUACUCCCCGAGCGCUCGCAUUCCUCGCGCUGCCCGCCAAGUUCCAGCCCGCCACGCACCCGCGCCCCUCGCCGGCGGCGCAAUGCCGCGGCGGGGCGAGACGGCGGUGGUCCCCAUUGACGUCGACGGCGGGGGCGGAGGUCCGGGACGGCCCGAGAGCCCACGCCACCGGAGCCAUGGCCCCGGGCACCACGGCCGCCACGGGCCGCACCACCAGCACCGGAGCCGCCCGCCUCCGCCGCCGCCGCAGGAGUUCCGGCCAUUCCGGCGGUGGUUCCCCUUCCUGGUGCCGCUCUUCAUCAUCGCCAACAUCGUCAUCUUCGUCCUCACCAUGUACUUCAACGACUGCCCCGCCCACGCCGAGGCCGCCGGCGCCGCGAUAGGGGGAUCCGUCGGCGAGAGCGCCACCGCGCAGGGGUGCUGGCUCGCGCCGGAGCUCGGGAGGUUCGCGUUCCAGUCGUUCAAGGAGAACCCCCUCGUGGGCCCCUCCUCAGCGACGCUGUUGAAAAUGGGGGCACUAGAAACCAGUAAAGUUACCAAAGAUCACGAAGGCUGGCGCCUCAUUACAUGCAUUUGGUUGCAUGCUGGAGUUGUCCACAUACUUGCUAAUAUGUUGAGUCUCCUAUUGAUUGGAAUCAGGCUCGAGAAGGAAUUUGGUUUCAUGAGGAUUGGUCCACUGUAUGUGCUCUCUGGAGUAGGUGGUAGCUUGCUGUCUGCUCUAUUUAUGGUGUCGAAUAUAUCUGUUGGUGCUUCAGGUGCACUAUUUGGACUAUUGGGCUCCAUGCUGUCAGAGCUGAUAACGAAUUGGACGAUAUAUGAGAAUAAGUUUGCAGCAUUAUUGACUCUAGUUAUGAUCAUUGCCAUCAACUUGGCUGUUGGGAUCCUUCCGCACGUUGACAACUUCGCUCACCUCGGGGGAUUCAUAUCAGGGUUCUUUCUUGGUUUUGUGCUGCUAAUGCGCCAGCAGUUUGGAUACAUUAACCAAAAGAACUCUCCUCUUGGAUUCCCCAUGGGCCCAACUAAACGGAAGUUCAAGACAUAUCAAAUCAUACUCUGGGUUGUUGCUACACUGAUAUUGAUUUCUGGGUUCACCAUUGGCCUGGUAUUGCUACUUAAAGGGUUCGAUGCUAGUGAGCACUGUUCUUGGUGCCAUUAUCUGAGCUGUGUGCCUACUUCAAAGUGGAGCUGCAAAGCACCAAACAACUAUUGCAUGUCUUCACAGCUUGGAAAUCAAUUAAACCUGACAUGCCAAAGCACUGGAAAGACAGCAACAUAUGUUCUCAACAAUCCAAACAACACGGAAGCAAUUAAAAACCUUUGUAUUGGCCUUUGCAGUUAAUGGCGAAUGUAUGUACUUUCUGACAAGGAAUUGAUGCCCACAUAUCUAUAGAAGAGAGAGGUAGAAGCCUAAUUUACAUUGAGCUUCUCUGGUAAUCCUUUUAUGGCUUCUAUGGUUUUGUUUUGUUGUGCAUGCUGUGUAUUACGAAUGUCAGUUGGGGGUUAUAAAAGAUGGAUAAUUUGAGGCA
Molecule: messenger RNA, 1659 nt
Organism: Phragmites australis (common reed)
Lineage: Eukaryota; Viridiplantae; Streptophyta; Magnoliopsida; Poales; Poaceae
Product: RHOMBOID-like protein 1
Exons: 6
Coding region: 216-1472 (418 amino acids)
Biological process (GO): proteolysis
Cellular component (GO): membrane
Molecular function (GO): serine-type endopeptidase activity
Source: RefSeq, a predicted model, not a curated record